CAUUUGAGUCCAGUCCAACCACAACGCCACGGAACCGACCCACUCGCUCCGACACCUCGCGCCCGCCGGACUCGCCGCCACUCACCGGCGGCGGCGGUGGCUACUUCGACCGCUGCCCUCGCCACCAAUGUGGAAGCGCCUCCUGGAGACGACCAAGCAGGCAGCCGCCGCUUCUUCCCCCAAAUCCGCCACCCCGGCCGCAGCCGCCCCCAAGCCCGCUACCCCGGCUGCCGCCGCCGCUCCCAAGCUCUCCACCCUGAAGAGCCCCUCCUCCAGCCGCCGCGCCGCCGUCACUCCAGCUACCGCCGUCAGCCAGGCCUCCCUCCUGCGCCUCAAGCAUGCGGCAGCCUCAAAGAAGACCACCUUGCCAUCCUCCCUCCCACACGCUCAAGCCCAUGCCCAUGAUGAGGAGGAACCCCCUCACGCUCUCACCAAGGCGCUCAUGUCCGUCUUAGAUGUUCAAUGCGCAGGGCCUGAUGACAUAGAAGAAUCAUGGCCUUCGGAGGCGCCAGCAGAGGACUCUGAAGAUGCUGGGAAUCUUGUCGGGAAAAAGAUAUUGGACAUCGAGUGGUUUGUGGCGCCACCAUCGAGGGACCCGCUGAUGCAUUGGAGGAGGGAGGCGGCGAGGGAGAAGAAGAAGCAGUACAUAUUCAAGAACACAGAGAGCCGCCGCUUCACGAAGCUGAUGCGGACCUGCGCCGAUAAGCUUGGUGCGGAGUUGACGCUUGAGUUUUUCGAGAAGCUGGGGAGGGAUAAUGGGGUCAAGGAGUUCAAUGCAUUGAUUAGGGUUUGUUUGGACAAGGCGAGGGCCUGCAGGGAUAUUGACUCUGCCGUGGAACAUAUUUAUAGGGCAUAUAACCUUUUUGAGAUGAUGAGAGACAGGGGGCUUAGGAUCGAGCAAGAUAUUUAUGGCCCAUUCCUCUUGUAUCUGGUGGAAGUGGGCCUGUCAGAAGAAUUUGAGAUGUUCAGUACGUUCUUUAAGGAUGCAAAUCCACAGUCCUACUCUAGAAUAGCUUAUUAUGAGAUGUUGCUUUGUAUUAGAGUUCAAAAUGAAGAAAAAAUUCAAGAACUUUGUCACUCUGUUGAAGACUACAACGAGGAAGCUCACUAUGACAUAGCAGAAAGUUAUAUGUUGGCCUUUGCUGAAAGCGGCAGAAAGAGGGAUCUGAUCGCUUUGUUGGAAUUACUUGAUCUAACGAAAGUUUCAGGCUCAAAGUACAUAUCUAGUAUAUUCAAAUCAUUGGGUAGGUUAGAACUGGAGAAAUAUGCUGAGAAACUUCUUCAGGGGAUGAGGUCAAAAGAAUCUGCUGGUGGAAACAUUUCAUCCUUAAUUUUUGACUAUGCUGCAAAUAUACCGAACAUAAUGGUUGAAGACAUUGUAGUAGCAUUUCAUAAAUGGCACGAGAAGUUUGAGGUAGCACCCUCUAUUGCUGCAUAUGACAGGAUCAUCUCUAUCUGUUGCAACUCAUCAAUGAUCAGCUUAGCUCUUGAUGUAGCUGACUGCAUGUGUAAAUCUAAUUCCGAUGUGCCAAUUGAAUCGUUUCAUCCAAUCAUACAGGCUUGUGAGCAAAGAUACGAACUUCACAUGGUUCACCCCAUAUAUGAUUUGAUCCGUCGGCACAAGUUGAAAUUGAAAAUUGAAACAUUCAGAAGCAUAAUAAGUUCAUUUGUAAAAAUGAAGGAUUUUGAAGGUGCUUACAAGAUACUCAUAGAUGCAGAAGAAUCCGGGGAGAUAUCAACCAUAAGCCUGUAUAAUGCUAUCAUGCUUGGAUAUUAUAGGGAGAAAAACCACAGUGGAGCACAAAUGGUCAUGGCCCAAAUGCAGAUUGCUGGAGUAAAACCAGAUUCCGAAACAUUCAGUUAUUUGAUAGUGAACUGUGAGUCUGAAGAGAACAUUUCUAAGUAUCGUGACCAAUUACGGCAAGAUGUAAUUCCAAUGACCAGACAUAUAUAUAUGGCACUCGUUAAUGCAUACUCAAGACUUGGGAACUUUGACAUGGCCAAGCAGAUUCUACUGGAUAAGGAAAUACCACGUAAAUACCUCAAGGACAUUAAGAGCGCACUUGUAACAGCGCUUGCAUCAAAUGGGCAAGUGUUAGAUGCACUUAGCAUGUAUGAUGAAAUAAAGCAAUCCGGAAGCUCCCUUGAGCCAAAGGCUGCCAUAGCCCUGAUUGAAAAUAUUCGAACAGAAGGUGAACUGGAUAGAAUGCGUCAACUUCUGGAGGAGCUGAGUGAGUCAAACCACUGGUUUGAGGGGUGUGGCAGAGUACUUCUAUACUGUGUUCAGCACAACCACCCUGAUGCUGCGAUUGAUAUACUUAAGCAGCUCAAGGCGAAAGAUGAAAUGAGUACAUAUAUGGUUGUCGAUCAGGUUUUUGGCCAAAUAUGGGAUAUGGAGGCCACAAAUUUGGAUCUUGGGAUGGAGCUUCUCCAUGCUGUCAAAGAGCUUGGACUUAAUGUUUCUCGGACAAGCCUUGAUUUUCUUCUCAGUGCAUGUGUAAAGGCAAAGGAUUCACAACGUGCACAGCAGAUCUGGACAGAAUAUGAAUCUGCUGGCCUUCGGCACAAUGUGUUGACUUUCUUGAGGAUGUAUCAGGCUCUUUCGUCAUCUGGGAGAUGGAAGGCAGCUAAGAAGUUGCUGAAAGAGAUAUCAAAGGAAGAUGAUCAUGUGCGCUACAUAAUAGAUUCUUGUCAUAUGACAUACUACAGUGAGGAAUUUAAGCCUCCUGCUACCAUUAGGUUCAGUUCAAAAAAAAGUGCUAGUUCAAAACAAAGAGCUACUAACAAGGGACAGGGCAAACGACAAGAGACAUUUCAAAUUGAAGCCAAACAGACAAAGACUGCCCCUUCAUAAUAGGUUUCUCUGAACAUGUCCUUUCAUUAGUCGCUCAAAGUUAUUUGCAUCAUUUGAAGGUGCUGCAUCUAGCUUGAAACAAGCAAUCAUGCAUCCAAGCCAUUGCCAAAAGAUCAUGAGACCACUAGCCGCAUUUGAGCCCCCUUUGGUGUGACCACUGGCCACCAUUCCUGCGUGCUCCACUUGACUUAAUGGCCUUAGCCAGUAGAGCCUCUCUUCUCGUAGUGCAAUCCAUGUGACCACAAGAGUUUGGUCACAGUGAAGCAAUCACCACCACACAGAUCUCAGUGUUUCACCAACCAGAAAAAAGAUCUGCUGAUUAGUUCUUUUUCUGGAGCUAUCAUUGAGCGAGGAGAAUUAGUUGUAGUAGGAAAGAUGCAUGAUUUGUUGAUUUCAUUGCAUGCAACUGCAUGAGUGUAUAUCUGGUUGCAAAUGAGAUGCAUUGCAUCAUGGCUGCCUCAUGUUCAGUUCCUGUCACUAAUGGAUUGGACACUGGCAUUACCUUAAAACGUGCAUGUAUGUCUGGAUAGCUCAAAUUUAAAGAGGAAGAAAGCAACCUUGCAUUUUUCUCCUCUUUUCUUCCCCCCUUUUCUUUUCAUACCUACCUAGUAGCUUGUAUGGUUCUGACAGAAACCUAACAUAGCAUUGUUUAAGCAAAUUGUGCACUGGCCCUGUAGAAAGCAUGAAAAGGAACACUCAAACAUGCAUUGGACAUCACAUGAAUGGUCCAAACAAGUUCCAAGUUUGUGAUGAUUCAUCUAGCUAUGUUUUAUGAAUGGUGCACACAUGCAUUGUGUACUUGAGGAUACGAAAAGCUAUGGAGGUUUAGAUAUGCCAAAAACGAAAAGCCAUGAACACAUCUACACAUUCGAAAGAAUAAGGAACCAACCAGCGUAAGAUGCACGACGGUUUGGCAUAUACCCUAGUCAUGCAUAUUCUUGGUCUCCAUCAGAAGGGCUUUAGGUCGUACUCGCAGUCAAACUUUAUUUAUUUUUUUGCAACCCCUUUUUGUUUUCAUAACUAGCUAUGCCGUCCUAUCAGUUCUGUUCUAACAUUCAAUACAUUAUAAACCCCGUAGAAGGAUUUGCAA
This is a messenger RNA of Phragmites australis (common reed), 3944 nucleotides long. RefSeq names its product pentatricopeptide repeat-containing protein At4g04790, mitochondrial-like. The transcript has 17 exons. Bases 128 to 2854 code for a protein of 908 amino acids. NCBI's taxonomy places the organism in Eukaryota, Viridiplantae, Streptophyta, Magnoliopsida, Poales, Poaceae. The record is from RefSeq and is a predicted model, not a curated record. Gene Ontology annotation, molecular function: protein binding.